AUGACGCGAUUGCUAGUGUUGGCAGUGAGUUUGGUGGUGUUGCUUCAUGUGGAAGCGGAAGCCAAUCCACGUUUUGAUGGAUAUACGUACACUACGCCCGCCGCAGAUGGGUACCACUAUACGACACCGGCCUGUGGUUUGCCGCCACCGUGCAAUCCCGAAACGAGUACGGUGGUCCGUCCAACCACCAUCACCAAGACGGAUGUCCGUACGUCCACCGACUUCCGGACCCAGAUCGUCCCUACGACGACUACCGUCACUAGUCGCACUACCGCCGUCUCGACGAAGGUGGUUACGGACGUCGUUACGGAAACGUUACCGCCGGUCACAUCGACCAGAACCAGCACCCGUACCAACACCGUUACCUCGCGCACAACGGAAACGGCAUUCUUUACCGAAACCGAGCGGGAAACGGAAACGCGUACCAACACGAUAACCCAAACCAAAUCGAUCACCUCGACGAAGAUCGUUCCAACGACGGUUGUGCGUACCGUGACCACGACGGAGCCACCGGUCGUGCUGACAGAUACCGUGACCGACAGGAUUACGUCCACCCGUACCAACACGGUAACCCGCACCAACACCGUUACCUCGACCAUCGUGGAACCAACGCCCGUCUACGAGUACUUUACCGAGACGCAAACACGCACCGUUACCAAGACGACGGCUACACCGGUGCUGACCACCGUUACACGCACGCAAACCGUGCCCGUGGUCACGACGAUCACGCAACCCUGCACACCCGACCGAUCGUACCUACCGGCACAGUCAACCUGUCCCCCGACGAGGGAUUAUCUGCCACCGCCACCGGCGCAACCACCGAUAGACUAUCUGCCACCACCGAAGAAGGACGUGUCGUAUCUGCUGUCGCGAAAGAAUCUCUUCCAGCUUAUCUAG
Anopheles marshallii is the source of this 897-nucleotide messenger RNA. RefSeq names its product salivary glue protein Sgs-3-like. The record is from RefSeq and is a predicted model, not a curated record. The transcript has a single exon. Lineage: Eukaryota; Metazoa; Arthropoda; Insecta; Diptera; Culicidae. Bases 1 to 897 code for a protein of 298 amino acids.